AUGUUGUCACAGGUGCAGUUAUCAGUUGUGGAUUACGUUAUUUGUGGGGUAACGCUAUGCAUGUCCCUUGCAAUUGGACUUUAUUACGCAUGUACUAGUGGACGCCGGACCACUACCACAGAAUAUCACCUUGGAAACCGGAAUCUCAACUUUCUUCCAGUCAUGUUUUCUUUGUUGGUGACGUCACAAUCAUCCAUUUUGAUUCUGGGUCUCCCCGCCGAGUCCUAUCUUUAUGGUUACAUUUCAUCGCUUACUGGAAUCGCUUUCGGUUUGUCUUAUUGGAUAUCAGCCCGUGUAAUGAUUCCUGUAAUCCAUCCAUUAAAACUGACCAGCGUUAAUGAGUAUUUUGAACUACGAUACAAGGAUAAUCGAGUACGGAUCCUGACUACAAUUCUCACCAUGACAUUUUGGGUUAUAUAUAUAGGUAUUGUGACAUACGGAGUGUCCACAGCCAUAGAAAAACUUUUAGGAGCUCCGGUUUGGCUGUCUAUAUUGAUUGUGUCCACAGCAAGUAUGAUUUACACAGCUAUUGGAGGCAUUAAAGCUGUCGUCUGGACCGACGUCCUUCAGUAUCUGAUAAUGUUGAUAUCAGUUCUAGCUAUCAUCAUUCAGGGUUCAUUAAAGGUUGGAGGUGGAUCAGAAGUACUCCGCAGAAGCUCAAAUGCAGGCAGACUUAACAUUUGGAAUUUCAGUUUGGAUCCUACUAUUCGAUACACAAUACCUAGUGCGCUGUUCGGAAGCACGUUCAAGACGCUCGCAAUGUCGUUUUCCCAGGCUAGUGUACAGAGGACGGGCUGCAUGUCAUCGGUGGGGGAAGCUUACAAAAUGUUCUACAUUGUUGGUCCGCUGUCAACUAUGACCAUACUUAUGGCUGGAAGCAUGGGUCUAGUUGCCUAUGCCUACUUUGACACAAUCAAAUGCGACCCAUUGGCAGCCAGAUUCAUCCGCAAUCCAAAUCAGAUUAUUCCUACUUUGGUUUCUGAGAUAUUUCAAGAUACCCCUGGUAUGAUUGGUCUGUUCAUCGCUGGUCUGUUCUGCGCAUGCUUGAGUACGGUUUCCAGUGGUUAUGCAGCGUUGUCUUCAAUGACCUUACAAGACCUGGUCAAAAAGAAGUGGACGACAAUAUCAGAUAAAAAAGCUAUACUUGCUUCUAAAUUAACAGUGGUUGUGAUUUCAAUGAUAACAACAGGUAUGGCGUUAUUGCUUGCCAAUGUCAAGGGGACGCUGCUGAAGCUUGCUCAAGUGGUGAUGACUAUUCCGACAGCUCCAUUCUCCGGCCUAGUUCUGUACAGCGUGUUCUGCACAUCAGCAACCACAGCGGGGGCUCUUGCUGGUGGAAUCGUCUCCUUAGCGUUUUACCUUUGGAUGUCAAUUGGUAAUAUUAUGGUUAGUAAUAUGGGAGUGGAGGAAAGGCUAAAUCCAGCUCCUGUAGACAACUGUUUUGGCAAUUUCUCGCCGGAGAUCGGUUCAGCAGCCUUCAACCUAUCAAGAUAUAAUGACUUCCACAAUAACACACCAAGGAGCUUCAACACCGAAGCAGCAACAUUAGAAGGCUUCAAUAAGAUCUACAGCUUGUCUUUUCAAUGGUUUGACGGCAUCGCCAUUUCUCUAGUAAUUAUUGUGGGUUUGAUCGUCAGCAAAAUCGUAGGUGCUCCAGAUGAAGACGAUGUCGAUGUUAGAUACGUCUUGAGUUUUACAGAGCAAUUUUUCCCGUAUCUACCUGAGAAAGUGAAAUAUUUACUAUCAUGUCGGUCAACAAUACCAAAGAGAAGGAAACAAUUACAAGCGGAAGAAUGUGGUAAUAACCAAGAAGUCCAGAUAGAUGUUAUUCACAACGACUCGUCUAGCGAAAGACCACUUAACAACACAGGAGACAGUACCAAAAUUUGAAGAUGUAUGGUCAGCGGUAUACAUGUAUUUUUCAAACUACUGUUUGUACUUUAUUUGAAGCCUUUAUUAACAAAAUAUAUAAGAAAUAACGUGGCACUGUGUACUUCCAGUCCUAAUUAAUCAUUCAUGUUCGUGUUUAAACUGAUAUUUAUUGUUUCUGUGUGAUGAAAAUAUAUUGCGUUUUGCUUCUUAAAAUCUAUGAAAGUUCUAACUCUCUUUACUCCAAUCACGUACUUCCGUUUACAAGAUGCGCACGCAUCCAUCACUGUAUUUUAGUUGUUUUACUUUACAAGAAUAUUUUACAGCAUGAUUCGUAUUCUCUCUUAGGAAAUCAUGUUUACUUUUGCAAAUAUGAUAAGUCUAAAUUUAUCAUACAUAUCCUUUGCAUGAAAAUCAUUAUGAAAUUUAUCAGAGAAAAAAUGCGAACAACAUAGCUUUUGAAGAAAAAUUACUAGUGUAUAUGGAAUCACGAAUAUUGAACACGAUGUCGUCUUUGAUGUGUAUAUAUGUAUAAAACCUAUGUUGGACUGCACAUGUUUUUGUCAUUUAUCUUCAAGCUGAUUAAAUCGUCCCUUUAAA
Molecule: messenger RNA, 2469 nt
Organism: Ostrea edulis (European flat oyster)
Lineage: Eukaryota; Metazoa; Mollusca; Bivalvia; Ostreida; Ostreidae
Product: sodium-dependent multivitamin transporter-like
Exons: 16
Coding region: 1-1890 (629 amino acids)
Biological process (GO): transmembrane transport; sodium ion transport
Cellular component (GO): membrane
Molecular function (GO): symporter activity
Source: RefSeq, a predicted model, not a curated record